Molecule: messenger RNA, 1926 nt
Organism: Malassezia japonica
Lineage: Eukaryota; Fungi; Basidiomycota; Malasseziomycetes; Malasseziales; Malasseziaceae
Gene: MCD1
Product: sister chromatid cohesion protein 1
Exons: 2
Coding region: 1-1926 (641 amino acids)
Biological process (GO): replication-born double-strand break repair via sister chromatid exchange; mitotic sister chromatid cohesion
Cellular component (GO): mitotic cohesin complex
Molecular function (GO): protein binding; chromatin binding
Source: RefSeq, a predicted model, not a curated record
AUGCCCGCCACGGACGCGCUCUUUGCAAAGCAGGGGCCGCUGGCCAAAGUAUGGCUGGCGGCGCACUGGGAGCGCAAACUCAGUAAGACACAGCUCCUGCAGACCAGUAUCCCGACGAGCGUCGAGACCAUCGUCGGCGACGACGACGACGACGCGCCGGUCGCGCUGCGCCUCAGUGGCCAGCUUUUGCUCGGUAUCGCGCGCAUCUACUCGCGCAAGGCCAAGUACCUCGAAGACGACUGCAAUGAUGCGCUGCUGCGUAUUCAGGUCGCGUUCCGCAGCGCAAGCGCGGUCGUCGACCUGUCCCACGACCAGCUGCACCUGUCGCGCACUGCCAUUACGCUACCGGAUACGUUCACCGCCGCGGACCUAUUCAUGCCCGAGCCGGUGUGGGCGAACGCGGCGCUCCCCGACGCGGCGGCGCGCAGCAAGCACAUGGCGCGGCCUGCCGACAUCACACUCCCAGACGCGACGCUCGACGCACUCGAUCAAGAUAUACCCCACGGCAGCGACGCGCUGCUCGCCAGCCCUCUACCGGAGCUGGAUACCUCGGCGCACUUUGACCUCGGACUCGAGGACGAGUCGAUGCACCCCCCGGCGAAGCGCGCACGCGAAUGGAAGCCGCGCCGCUCCGCGCGCCGCUCCUCUGCACGCCCAAACGCGGACCUCUCGCUGCCGGACAUUGACGCAGACGACUCGUUUGCCAGCGUCGGUGUCGGCCGUGAUGCGGGCGCGCCGAUCGUGGACGCUGCCGAGCACGUCCGCGCGCUCGUCGGCGACGUCGACCUCUCGAUGGACUUUUCGAUGGACUCGGGCAUGGCGCCUAUGGAGCUCGAGGCGCCGAUGCACGCCUCAACGCCGCCGCGCGAGCGUGCGACCACGCCGCUGCACGACGUGACGUUUGAGCAGGCGAUUGCGGCCAACGCACAGCUCACGCCACGCACCGCGGCCAAGCUCCGGAGCGCCGCGCUGCUCCGUGUCGAGUCGGCGCUCCAAAAAGGGCCGCGCAAGCGCCCGGUGCAGGACCGCGUCACGGACAUUGGCCGCUCGCACGUCCUCCAGGUGCGCAGCGCCGCUGCGACAAUGAGCACGAGCCCGCACGAGCUGCGGUGCCUCCCAGCGACGCGCGCCGAGCUCGCGCUGCUCACCGCGCCCAAGAACGCAGCGCGCGACGUGCAGCAGACGCUGUCCAUGACAUGGGGCGCCGUCGUGCCGCGUAUCGACUCUGCCUUGCAGGCUGCGAUGCAGCUCACCGCGCGCAAGCAGCGUGUCGACCUCCUUGCACCCCACCAGGACAAGCAGCACUGGCUGCGCCAGGUGCACGAGCAGGCCGCGCGCCAAAACGUCGACGACGAGUACCCCCACGAAGUCGGCCGCCGCCAGUCUGACGCGCCGUGGCUCACCGACGAGGCGCGGUUUGCGGACCUGAGCAGCGAGACGAUGCGCUCGGCGGCGGACACGACCGCCGGCGAAAAGACGCUGCCGCCCGCCGACUUUACGCUCGGCGACCUGCCCGAGCUCCCCCCGCUGAAUGACCGCCCUGAGCCGCCGGCGCCCCGCCCCGAGCCGAUGGACCUGCGCCUCGGCACGCCCGAGGCGGAAGAGACCGAGUGGCACGCGGCGCCCGUCUCGGACGCGCAGCCCCUCGCGGCGUUUGAGAGCCGCGCGCAGGAGCAGCCCAAGGACGCGUCGCUCGCGGCCUGGGACGCAAGCACGCUCCAGGCGAUGCAUGUCCUGCGCAGCACGAUGCACGACGAGCAGGCGAGCUUCCAGCGCCUGUCGCACAACGCGAGCCGCCGCGCGGCUGCAGGCUUCUUCUUCGAGAUGCUCGUGCUCGGCACAAAAGACUGUGUGCGCCUGCGCCAAGACGAGCCGUACGGCGACGUGCAGAUCGAGGCCAAGCCGGCCCUGUAUACUUCUCCAUAG